Dioscorea cayenensis subsp. rotundata (Guinea yam) is the source of this 642-nucleotide messenger RNA. RefSeq lists its product as uncharacterized. Bases 1 to 642 code for a protein of 213 amino acids. The record is from RefSeq and is a predicted model, not a curated record. Lineage: Eukaryota; Viridiplantae; Streptophyta; Magnoliopsida; Dioscoreales; Dioscoreaceae. The transcript has 2 exons.
AUGAAGAACUCAAUCGGCUACUCUGACAAAGGUGACCUCGCGAGUGAUCCUGAUGAUAGGAAAAGCACUGGAGGAAUGGCAUUCUAUGUUAACAAUAAUCUUGAUUUUGGCUCUCAUGUUGUUGUAGGGAAGUGGUACACCCCUUUCAUCUUCAUCAAAGAAGGUGAUAGGUUGAAAGAUCGAAUGAAGAAGUCUAUGUAUUAUGAGGUUACUCUUGAGCAAUUUUGGGAAGAGAUAUAUAGUUGUACCUUGUAUGGAGAAAUAAAAGUGCACGUUAGUGUAAGUGUGAGAAGGGAAAUGGCACUUUUGAAUGGGAAUGAAGUUGUAGAAGAUGAUGGUAAUGUGGUUGAUAAGUUCAUUUGGUUCAAGGGUGUGAACUCAAGGGAGAUUGGGUUAGGUUUGAGCAAGGUUGUGUGGGAGAGGAUGAGAUGGGAGGAGAAUAGAUUGGGCUGGGUCAUGAGUGGUGGGGAGAAUAAAGUUGAGAAGGUUGAUAGGGUUGAGGUGUUUGAAGGUGAUGUGUGGAAGAGGUUUUCUUGUUAUGUUUUAAUUGAGAGAUUUGCUUUCAAGAGGAUGGAUGGUAGUUUGGCUUUCACAUAUGAUUUCAAGCAUGUUGAUAAAAUUAGAGUUAAGUGGGAGCAUUAG